This is a messenger RNA of Saccostrea cuccullata (small rock oyster), 1639 nucleotides long. Its product is annotated as acetyl-CoA carboxylase 1-like. Gene Ontology annotation, cellular component: mitochondrion. The record is from RefSeq and is a predicted model, not a curated record. The transcript is spliced from 12 exons. The annotation marks the transcript as partial. NCBI's taxonomy places the organism in Eukaryota, Metazoa, Mollusca, Bivalvia, Ostreida, Ostreidae. Gene Ontology annotation, biological process: fatty acid biosynthetic process. Gene Ontology annotation, molecular function: metal ion binding; ATP binding; acetyl-CoA carboxylase activity.
AUGAAGACAGCUGUUUGGGCUGGCUGGGACCAUGCUUCAGAGAUUCCAAAGUUACCAGAACUCCUCCAUAGAAAUGGAAUCAUAUUUAUCUGUCCACCAGAGGGAGCUAUGUGGGCCCUGGGGGACAAGAUUGCCUCCUCUAUUGUAGCCCAGACAGCAAAAGUCCCCACCAUGCCAUGGAGUGGAUCAGGCUUGACCCUGAACUACUCUAAGAGUGACAAUAAGCCUGUGAACGUGCCCCAGGACCUCUACAGGAAGGGGUGUGUCGCGGACGUGGACGAGGGUCUGAAAUCAGCCAAUCAGAUCGGGUUUCCUGUGAUGAUCAAAGCCUCGGAGGGAGGGGGAGGGAAGGGCAUCAGGAAGGCAGAGAAUGCCGACGACUUCCCCAAUCUCUUCAGACAGGUGCAGGCUGAGGUUCCGGGAUCCCCCAUCUUCAUCAUGAAGCUGGCGACCCACGCGCGUCACCUGGAGGUACAGAUCCUGGCCGAUAACUACGGUAACGCCAUCUCUCUGUUUGGGAGGGACUGCUCCAUCCAGAGGAGACAUCAGAAGAUCAUUGAGGAGGCGCCCGCCUCUAUAGCCAAACCAGAGGUGUUCGAAAAGAUGGAACAGAUUGCUAUGGGUCUGCCCCUGUACCGGUUGAAGGACAUCAGACAGCUGUAUGAGGUGGAUACGUGGGGGGACAGUCCUAUUGAUUUCUCUAACCCCUCCAUACACCCCCGACCCCGGGGCCAUGUCAUAGCAGCCAGAAUCACCAGCGAAAACCCGGACGAAGGAUUUAAGCCUAGUUCUGGGACCGUCCAGGAGUUGAAUUUCCGCAGCAGUAAGAACGUGUGGGGGUACUUCAGUGUGUCUGCCACAGGGGGACUACAUGAGUACGCUGACUCUCAGUUUGGACACUGCUUCUCCUGGGAGGAGAACCGGGAGGACGCCAGAGAGAAUUUAGUGGUGGCGUUGAAGGAGCUCUCAAUCCGGGGAGACUUCCGAACCACGGUAGAAUACCUCAUCAAACUCUUUGAGACUGAGGAGUACCAGAACAACAAGAUAACGACGGGCUGGCUGGACAAGCUGAUAUCUGAGAACGUCCAGGCAGAGAAGCCGGACGUCAUGCUGGGAGUGAUAUCCGGAGCGCUCCACAUCGGGGACCACCAGAUCCAGGAGUGCUUCCAGAUGUUCCAGACCUCGUUAGAGCGCGGACAGAUCCUGCAGGCCACGUCACUCAAAAACCAUGUGGACGUGGAGUUCAUCAGCGAGGGGAUCAAGUAUAACGUCAAGGUUGUGAAGACAGGCCCAAACAACUACUUUAUUUGUAUGAAUGAUUCCAUGCUAGAAGUGGAGGCACACAGAUUAAGUGAUGGGGGCUUGUUAAUCUCGUUUGAUGGAGCCAGCUUCACUACUUACAUGAAGGACCAAGUAAGCAGCUACAGGAUUACAAUAGGAAACAAAACCUGUGUACUACAUAAGGAGAAUGAUCCUACCAAACUCAGGUCCCCCUCUGCUGGUAAGCUGUUGAAUUACAUGAUAGAUGACGGAGGCCAUGUGUUUGCUGGGGAUGUGUACGCUGAGAUAGAAGUCAUGAAGAUGGUGAUGGAACUCACGGUCACAGAAAAUGGAUGUGUUCAUUACGUUAAGAGGCCGG